This is a messenger RNA of Abrus precatorius (Indian licorice), 595 nucleotides long. RefSeq names its product glutaredoxin-C11. Bases 89 to 397 code for a protein of 102 amino acids. NCBI's taxonomy places the organism in Eukaryota, Viridiplantae, Streptophyta, Magnoliopsida, Fabales, Fabaceae. The transcript has a single exon. The record is from RefSeq and is a predicted model, not a curated record.
CUUAAUUAAUUAGAAACACACUCAUCCUUUUCAAUUCCUUGCUCUUAUAUUCCUUUGAUUACGAGCUAAGCUAAGGGAACUUGAAGUAAUGGAUAGAGUAAAGGAUUUGGCAUCAAAGAAGGCUGCAGUUAUAUUUACCAAGAGUUCAUGUUACAUGUGCCACAGCAUCACGCAACUGUUUUAUGAGCUUGGAGCAAGCCCUGCGGUGCAUGAGCUUGACAAGGAUGCUUAUGGUAGGGAAAUGGAGUGGGCUUUAAGGAGUAUGGGUUGUAACCCUUCAGUGCCAGCAGUGUUCAUAGGUGGAAAAUUUAUAGGGUCAUCAAAGGAUGUUAUAUCCCUCCAUGUUGAUGGCUCUCUCAAACAAAUGCUCAUGGCUGCAAAGGCCAUAUGGUUUUAGUCACAACAUGAACUUGAAUAAUAAGAAGCUAUUGCUCCGUAGCUGUAAAAUGAAGGAGCUCAAACAAUGUUCUAAGUGAGGGACACCCCUUCUUUUUCUUGAGUGUCCUCUUUAGCUUGUAUGAAAGAGGAAGUAUGUGUAAAAAGUAGUCUUGCUUUUUUGGUAUUUUAUCAAAGGCUGGCUUAUACUAUAUAGCUA